Castor canadensis (American beaver) is the source of this 1391-nucleotide messenger RNA. RefSeq names its product mitochondrial ribosomal protein S2 (gene Mrps2). NCBI's taxonomy places the organism in Eukaryota, Metazoa, Chordata, Mammalia, Rodentia, Castoridae. Gene Ontology annotation, molecular function: structural constituent of ribosome. Gene Ontology annotation, cellular component: mitochondrial small ribosomal subunit; ribosome. The record is from RefSeq and is a predicted model, not a curated record. Gene Ontology annotation, biological process: translation.
GGUCCACGCGCCCGCCAUGGCGUCCGCUCGGCCCGCGCUGUCCCGGCUGCUGUGCGCGGGUGUCCGGCCCUGGAGGUGCUGGCCCGGUUUCCUCGCGAAGGCGGCCCCGGGCCCGGCCAGGCUGCACAGCAGGACGCUGGGAGGCGCCCUGGCCCCCGCGGUCAGCGAGCCCCAGGACGGCGGCGAUCUCCAGGAGAAAGUCCUGAAUGAGCCCCUCAAGCAUGCUGACUUCUUCAACAUCAAGGAGCUGUUCUCUCUGAAGAGCCUCUUCGAUGCCCGUGUGCACCUGGGACACAAGGCCGGCUGCAGGCACAGGUUUAUGGAGCCAUAUAUCUUUGGGAGCCGCCUGGACCAGGACAUCAUCGACCUGGAACAAACAGCCUCGCACCUCCAGCUGGCUUUGAACUUCACUGCCCACGUGGCCUACUGCAAGGGCAUCAUCCUGUUUGUGAGCCGUAACCGGCAGUUCACACACCUGAUUGAGAACACGGCCCAGGACUGUGGCGAGUACGCCCAUACCCGCUACUUCAAGGGCGGUCUGCUGACCAAUGCCCCACUCCUCUUUGGGCCCAUGGUCCGCCUACCAGACCUCAUCAUCUUCUUGCACACGCUUAACAAUGUCUUUGAGCCCCACGUGGCCGUGAGAGAUGCUGCCAAGAUGAGCAUCCCCACCGUCGGCAUCGUAGACACCAACUGCAACCCGUGCCUCAUCACCUACCCUGUCCCCGGCAAUGACGACUCGCCCCCAGCCGUCCAUCUUUACUGCAGGCUUUUCCGGACGGCCAUCAAGAGAGCCAAGGAGAAGCGAAGGCAGAUGGAGGCCCUGUAUCGCCUGCAGGGCCUGAAGGAGGCCGAGGGCCAAGUGACAACUGACCCUCCUUCUGGGGCAGAUGUCGUCCGGUCCCUGUGAAGGGCCUCGCUGGUCCUCCUACAUCAGACAGCCAGACAUGCUCUGAUCUGGAAGUCCCUUAGCUGGUCCUGCCUCCCUACAGCACUUCCUGUGCUAGGCAUUUGGGUUCUUGUCACUAUUGAUGACACUCAGCUAUAUUCCCUCCCAGGGGCCAAAGAGCCUGAGACUUGUCUGCAUCUUCCCUGUAGGGGCAGACAUGCCAGCAGAUCGUAUGCCCUUAAUGGCCACUGGCUGCAGUUAGGACAUGAGGCCUGGUGCCCUGACUGCUGAAAAAUGCAGUUCUCCCUGACCCUUGCAAAGGCCUGGCUUCCACCUUGACUUUGGAACUUUGCUAGCUCAGUUUUUUUUUUUCUCAAGCAACAUGUCCUUUCUGCUUUCCUAGCAGCCUGGUGUCAAGGGCUGUUUUGUAAUGUGAAGUUGCAAUACAAACCAUGGAGAAGGGACAGGUUGGGACAGGUGGGAAAAACAGAUGGUGGACCCC